ACAUACAACCAAGUUAUUUAACCAAGAUAAUUAAUACUUAUAUCAUUUUAUUUGCUACAAAAUACAAAAAUCGGUGGUUCUUGCUUUUUUCUCUUUGGAUGCCUUGAUUCUCUUUCAAUAACUGAGCUCCCUUUUCUGUGUUUUGCAAUAAAGGAAUUACUUUUAAAGCAUUUCUCAUUGAAAAUUCGCCUCUUGUCUGUUCUUCGCAACAAAUUCUUACACUGUUUUACUUAACCCACACAAAUUCUUACUAGGGUUUUUCUCUGUCAUCGAAGUUUCAAACCUUUUCCCAAUUUCCCAAACUCAAGAUUUUCUUUUUCUUUUUUUAUUCAAUAAUAUUCUCUCUAAUUGCUAAUUGCUCGAAAACGUUUCCUUUUUCCCCCUAUUCCCCCUUUUCCGCUAGGAAUGUUCCGCCUAAUCUGAAUUCAUUCAUGAAUUUGUUCGAGUCUUGAAUUUCUGGGUUUGAGGGAGUUCCCAAUUUAGAGUUAUUAGGUACUCAUUGGGAUCUGAUUGAGUUGCAAGGCAUGACCUUGGAUGGGUUUUGAGGGUUUUAAGUGAGAGAAAAACCCUUAUUCAAUUCCCUAAUUUUCUCCUAAAAUUAAUUAGGUUUCUGAGGUGAAGCUUUUUUGGAGUGGUUAAAGAUGAAAGCAGAGAAACCUAGCUGGAUUAAGCAUGGAACCACUCAGAUUUUCUCCAUUGAUAUUCAGCCUGGUGGCCUCAGGUUUGCAACUGGUGGUGGUGAUCACAAGGUUCGCAUUUGGAACACGAAGUCUGUUGGCAGAGAGAUGCAGAAAGAUGAUUCGGCUUCGAAGCUUUUGGCAACUUUGCGGGACCAUUUUGGGUCUGUUAACUGUGUUAGGUGGGCUAAGCAUGGGCGGUAUAUUGCAUCUGGAUCUGACGAUCAAGUUAUUCUUGUUCACGAGCGGAAGCCUGGCUCGGGAACCACCGAGUUUGGCAGUGGCGAACCACCUGAUGUUGAGAACUGGAAAGUUGCCAUUACUUUGAGAGGGCACACUGCUGAUGUGGUGGAUCUUAAUUGGUCUCCUGAUGAUUCGACAUUGGCCAGUGGGAGUCUGGAUAACACCAUUCAUGUUUGGGACAUGAGUAACGGAAUAUGCACUGCAGUUCUACGUGGUCAUUCUAGUCUCGUAAAGGGUGUAGCUUGGGAUCCUAUCGGGUCAUUUAUAGCUAGUCAAUCGGAUGACAAGACUGUCAUAAUUUGGCGAACAAGUGACUGGAGCCUUGCUCAUCAAACCGAUGGUCACUGGGCUAAAUCUCUUGGCUCCACCUUCUUCAGACGGCUAGACUGGUCACCGUGUGGUCAUUUUGUAACUACGACUCAUGGUUUUCAGAAGCCCAGGCAUUCUGCACCUGUUCUCGAGAGAGGAGAAUGGUCCGCCACAUUUGACUUCUUAGGACAUAACGCACCAAUAAUUGUUGCUAAGUUCAACCAUUCAAUGUUUCGGAGGACUCCCUCUAGUUCCGAGGACUUAAAAACUUCACCGGUUGGUUGGAGCAAUGGCUCUUCAAAGGUUGAAGGAAAAGAUUCAACGCCAUAUAAUGUUAUUGCAAUAGGAAGUCAGGACCGCACCAUAACUGUAUGGACUACAACUAGCCCGAGACCUCUUUUCGUGGCAAAGCAUUUCUUCUUUCAAAGUGUGGUGGACCUCACCUGGAGCCCUGAUGGCUACUCGUUAUUCGCUUGUUCCUUGGAUGGGACAGUGGCAACAUUCCAUUUUGAAGUGAGUGAAAUUGGAUAUAAACUGACUGAUGCUGAAGUAGAUGAUUUGAAGAGGAAUCGCUAUGGCGAUGUCAGAGGUCGGCAGGGAAACUUAGCUGAGACUCCUGCACAGUUAUUGCUUGAAGCAGCUUCUGCGAAGCAAACUCCAAAUAAAAAGACGCAUACGGCUGUUCCAGAGAGUCGGGCAUCUCUGAAACCUUCAGUUGAUUUAGGAGUCACUAAAAAAAUUAGUAAGACGGUUGUAAAUGCUGGAAAGAAAAUUGAUGAAGCUAUCGGUCAUGUAUCGAAUAAGGUGGCCUCAGCUCGGAUGUCAACCCCUGUAAGGCAGAAAGAAUAUAGACGCCCUGACGGUCGGAAAAGGAUAAUACCAGAAGCAGUUGGUGUCACUGCCCAUCAGGAGACAACAUCUAUUGAUCAUCACUCUGAAGGUCUUCCGUUAGCUAUGAAAUCUUCAGAUCAUGGCAAGGACAAUAACGGAGUGAUGUAUACUGGUAAUGGUAGUCGAGAAGGGUCAAUAAGAAAGGUUGUAGGCGGGAGUGCCGAUCUAAGAGAGCGCUCUGGUGUCACGGCUAGAGCAUCUAUUAGUGAAAACUUGAUUAUCGAGAAGGUUCCUGCCUCUGGGAGUAAAGACACAAGCUAUAAUGUUGAGCAGGUUGGUCAACUACCUUCUGGUAGUAGUAUCCUUUCGAUACGAGUAUUUGAUAACAAACAAGGGGAAGAUGCAAUUUGCAUGGAAGCCCGUCCGAGAGAGCAUGCAGUUAACGAUAUUGUGGGAGCAGGAAACACUUUAACGAUCAGAGAAACAGAACUUUCUUGUACACGAGGGUCUCAGAAUCUUUGGUCCGACAGGAUCUCUGGGAAGGUCACUGUCUUGUCUGGAAAUUCGAACUUCUGGGCUGUUGGUUGUGAAGAUGGAUCACUCCAGGUUUACACAAGAUGUGGGAGGCGUGCCAUGCCAACCCUGAUGAUCGGUUCUGCAGCUGUAUUUAUCGAUUGUGAUGAAUUCUGGAAGUUGUUAGUUGUCACAAGGAAGGCGUCCUUGUAUGUUUGGGAUCUUUUCAACAAGACGUGUUUACUUCAGGAUUCCUUAGCUUCACUGGUAACAACGGAUCUCAAAUCCGAUGCUGGUACAGUUAAAGUUAUAUCUGCAAAAUUAUCAAAAUCCGGUUCUCCCCUCGUUGUCUUGGCCACACGCCAUGCGUAUUUAUUUGACAUGAGUCUCAAGUGUUGGCUGAGAGUCGCAGAUGAUUGUUUUCCUGCUUCGAAUUUCUCUAGCUCCUGGACCCUAGGCCCUGCUCUUGGUGGUGAGCUGGCUGCGUUACAGGUUGAUGUCAGGAAAUAUCUGGCACGGAAACCGGGGUGGAGCAGAGUGACUGAUGACGGAAUGCAAACACGUGCUCAUUUGGAAGCUCAGCUGGCAUCUGCUUUGGCUUUGAAUUCUCCUAAUGAAUAUCGCCAGUGUCUUCUGUCUUACGUUCGCUAUUUAGCAAGGGAGGCAGAUGAAUCCCGCUUACGAGAAGUUUGUGAGAACUUUCUCGGACCUCCCAUCGGAAUGGCUGAAUCUGGAUCAGAUUCGAAAUCACCAUUUUGGGACCCUUCUAUUCUUGGAAUGAAUAAGCACAAGCUCCUCCGUGAAGACAUUCUUCCAGCGAUGGCAUCCAACAGGAAAGUCCAACGGCUGCUCAACGAGUUCAUGGAUCUCCUAUCUGAAUACGACACUGCUGAGACCAACUCUGAGCCGAAGAAUCCACCACAGCUAACUGCACUAUCCCAGCCCGCGAAAGAUGUAAUGGAUUCCAAUCCUCCUACGGUAGACAAACAAGAUUCUGAUCCAGCAGAGACCUCUCGAGAGAAUCUUGUCGAGCCAGCUGAUCAUACUCUGCAGGCUAUCGAUGAAAUGGAUCCUGUCACAACGACGACACAACCUCAAGCAGAUUCUGUUACAAACACGCCCCAAGCAACAGAGCAAAUGGACAUAGACGUCCCUGCCUCGGAUCAAGUGGAAAAUCCCGCCCCAUCUCCAAAAGAGAAGGAUUCUUGAUCCCGGCUGACAACCAAACCCUAAAUGCUAAUGUCGACCACUCUCCUUUCUCUGCUCUUCUCUUGGAUCUCAGAAUCUUGCACUGAUUUGUUACCAACGGGAGCUAUUGCAUUCGAAGCUCCAGCUGACAGAGCGUCGCACACUUGAGGUACUCGGGUAGACUAGAUCAUCAUUUCGUCUUUCAUUUUUGUCUAAUUGUGUCAUACAUUUAGCUAAAUUCUGUAUGUAACUUUAGGUUCCCAAUUUUCAAAUAGGCUGUAAAGUAAACUCUACUCUAAAGCUUGUCGGUGAGUGACAUGUCUCUAAAAACGCAUAAUUUUCGCAUAAUUUAUGACAAGGGUCGCAGAAGCAGUCGAGCCUCAUCAGAGCUCGAUUGCUUCUGCGAGUUACCGGUCAUCCAUUUUUCUGGU
Messenger RNA from Salvia splendens (bonfire salvia), 4192 nucleotides. Its product is annotated as protein HIRA. The transcript has 10 exons. The coding region runs from base 642 to 3782 and encodes 1046 amino acids. The record is from RefSeq and is a predicted model, not a curated record. Gene Ontology annotation, cellular component: nucleus; HIR complex; chromatin. Lineage: Eukaryota; Viridiplantae; Streptophyta; Magnoliopsida; Lamiales; Lamiaceae. Gene Ontology annotation, molecular function: nucleosome binding; protein binding. Gene Ontology annotation, biological process: regulation of DNA-templated transcription; chromatin remodeling; DNA-templated transcription.